Populus euphratica (Euphrates poplar) is the source of this 596-nucleotide messenger RNA. Its product is annotated as iron-sulfur cluster assembly protein 1-like. The transcript has 3 exons. Gene Ontology annotation, molecular function: iron ion binding; iron-sulfur cluster binding. The record is from RefSeq and is a predicted model, not a curated record. Gene Ontology annotation, biological process: iron-sulfur cluster assembly. NCBI's taxonomy places the organism in Eukaryota, Viridiplantae, Streptophyta, Magnoliopsida, Malpighiales, Salicaceae. Bases 64 to 570 code for a protein of 168 amino acids.
UCUUGCUAUUCUUCCCUCAAUUAACCAAACUAAAACAGAAUCUUCCUAUCGACCCCAGAACGGAUGUUGAGGCUACUGGCAUCCGAGAGAUUAUUGCUCUCCCAAAGAACUCGGAUCCUGCCUCGUUUCUACCACGAGAAGGUGAUUGAUCACUUCAACAAUCCACGCAACGUAGGGUCUUUUGACAAGAAUGACCCGGCGGUCGGCACUGGACUUGUCGGUGCACCUGCCUGUGGUGAUGUGAUGAAGCUGCAAAUUAAGGUGGAUGAUACCACUGGCGAGAUUAUCGAUGCUCGUUUCAAAACUUUCGGUUGUGGCUCCGCUAUUGCUUCCUCCUCUGUUGCUACUGAAUGGGUGAAAGGGAAGCAAAUGGAGGAAGUUUUGACCAUCAAAAACACGGAGAUUGCAAAACAUCUUUCUCUUCCACCAGUUAAGCUGCACUGCAGUAUGCUUGCAGAGGAUGCUAUCAAGGCUGCUGUAAAGGAUUAUCAAACGAAGCGUGCAAAAUUAAGUGGUGUUUCAGAAACCGAACCUGUCGAGCAAGCUGCUAAAGCUUGUUCGUGUGGAUGAGUAAUGGUGUUGAAAAUAUCCAAGAG